Drosophila navojoa is the source of this 759-nucleotide messenger RNA. RefSeq lists its product as uncharacterized. Lineage: Eukaryota; Metazoa; Arthropoda; Insecta; Diptera; Drosophilidae. The record is from RefSeq and is a predicted model, not a curated record.
AUGGAGGCGCUGUCCGUCUUCAUUGUUGGGCUUCUGCAGCUGCUGGGCUACUCGUACUUUAUGUCACAGCCGGAGGAUCAGUGCUCACCGGCUCCUUGCCUGGGCAGCUGGCUCUUUCUGCUGGCCACGCUCUGUUUCCUGUGGGACCUGAGCAUAUAUCCGCGCCGCUUCAUGCACAUGGCCUGGCAAUGUCAGCUGUUAGUCGAGAUUGUGGCUGGCCUAUUUCUGGCAGAGAUAGCGAUGCUGCGCAUUUGGUGCGGUCUCGAGCAAAUUAUCUAUUGGCUGACGGAGCAGUUAAUUCAUGCGCUUCGAAUAGACGACUGCCGGCACGGACUGCACCAGUACUGCCUGCACGGGUUGACCACCGUGACCGUGAGCGGUGCAAUUGUGUGGUUUGUAAUCAGAGCUACCGAUGUACCCUACUAUCUAAAGUGCUAUGUGCACAAGAUAAAGCGCGACGGGCAGCAUGUGAUACGCAUCCUUGGCUGCAUUGGCCGAAUGAACAGCUGCGAGAGACGUCGCACUCUGAGAGUCUGUAGGCGGGCCCUAUUUUCAAGAUAUGGCGAGACUACCAGUUCUGAGGGUGAGGAAGAUGGCGACGGAGAUGGGGUCGAGUAUGGGAAUGGUGGUGCCGAUGAGAUUGGGGAUGGAAUUGAGGAUGAGGAUGAGCUUGAUGACGUGGAUGGCAUUUGGGAUAUGGAGGAGGAUGAGUUCGACAAUGAGUACACCGAUGAAGAUGGGAUUGAUCAAGACGUUUAA